Molecule: messenger RNA, 2119 nt
Organism: Danio aesculapii
Lineage: Eukaryota; Metazoa; Chordata; Actinopteri; Cypriniformes; Danionidae
Gene: ftr14l
Product: finTRIM family, member 14-like
Exons: 6
Coding region: 1-1521 (506 amino acids)
Molecular function (GO): zinc ion binding; protein binding
Source: RefSeq, a predicted model, not a curated record
AUGUGUCAGUACAGUUUCAUUGAAACUCAGCUUAACAUUCAGCUUUCUAACAUGUCUCGGAGCAGUACAGCAAGCCAAAGCCGAUAUGGCACUAUGGAGAAACCCCGGCGAUCUGGAAGAUACAGCAGCUCCAGCAGCCGCAGCAGCUCCAGAGACGUGCUGUGUGAUUUUUGCAUGAUUAAGAAGAACAAGGCAGUAAAAUCAUGUCUGACUUGCUUAACCUCCUUUUGUGAAACGCAUCUCCAGGCUCAUUAUGAGUAUCCAGCUCUCAUGAAGCACAAACUGGUGGCGGCGACAGGGCAACUGCGUGAAAAGAUCUGUGGCGAACAUGACAAACUUCUGGAAGUUUUCUGUCGUUCUGACCAAGUGUGUGUUUGUGUUUUGUGUAUUAUGGAGGAACAUAAAAAACAUGACAUUGUUUCAGCAGCAGCUGAAAGGACGGAAAAGCAGAAACAGCUUGGGGCUAAACUAAUGACUUCACAGCAGAAAAUUGAGGAAAGGAUGAAGAAAUGGCAAGAUCUCAGGCAGGCAAUGGCAUCUCUAAAGCAUUCAUCGCAGAGUGUGCUGGAUGAGAAUGAACGUAUUUUUGCUGAGCUGCUGCGAGCGUUGGAGAGGAGGCAUGGAGAAGUGAAGGAGAUGAUUCGAGCUCAAGAAGCCCUUCUUUUGACCAAUGCAGAGAGACAUUUGGCCAGACUGGAGGAAGAGAUUACCCUGUUGAGGAAGAAACACACUGACUUGGAGCAGCUCUCACAGUCUGACGAUCACAUUCAUUUCUUACAGAGCUGGCAGUCUCUUUCUGCUCCUUCUGGAUAUGAAGAUUUGUCGAAGGUGACAUUAGCGCCUCACCAUACAUUUGACAAUGCAAAGAAAGCCAUCUCUGACCUAAAGGUGCAAAUAGAAGACAUAAGCAAGGAAGAACUGAACAAAAUCUCUUCAGCAGUGAACGAGGUUAAAAUUCUCCAGACUGUGGACCCAGCAAAAAGAGAGGAGUUCUUUGAAUAUUCCUGUCAGCUAUCAAUAGAUCCUUUAACAGCCCAUCCAAACCUGCUCCUGUCGGACAGAAACACUGUGGUGCAGAUGAGCAAUGAGCCCAGACCGUACCCGGAUCAUCCUGAUCGCUUCGACUAUUGGCAACAGGCACUGUGUAAGCCGGGUCUGGCAGGAGGACGAUAUUACUGGGAGCUGGACUGGAGAGGAACUGAAGUGGACAUUGCUGUCUCCUACAAAGGGAUCCAGAGGAAAGGAAAUGACAAACCUUGCAGCUUCGGAAAGAAUGACAAGUCUUGGAGUUUGUACUGCUCUAAAUCCGAAUACUCGUUUGUGCACAACAGCAAAAGCACAGCUGUAUCUGUGCCCAGGUCCUCAAGGAUAGGGGUUUAUGUUGACUAUGAGUCUGGGACACUGGCGUUUUAUAGUGUUUCUGACAAAAUGACACUGCUGUACAAAGUGCAAACUAAAUUUACUGAGCCUCUCUACCCUGGCAUUGGAGUCUGGGGAUACGGGACAACAGUACGACUGUAAUAACGCUGUAAAAACGACAUCAGUAAAGCAUGAAAACAUUCUUUUUAUUGUAAUUUCACUCACUCACUUUCCUUCGGUGAGUAGUGGAUAGUCCACAUUAAUUCCAUGAAGGCCUUUUGUGGGCUAGCGUAUUCUGGUAGGCUACGCGCAGUACUGUAAAAAUACAGUAGUCCUACCUAUGAGUAAAAAAUGAAUGAUGUAACUUAUUCACUCAUCUUCCUUUGGCUUAGUUCCUUUAUACCUCAGGGGUCACCACAGCAGAAUAAACCGCCAACUUAUCCAGCAUAUGUUUCACACAACGGAUGCCCUUUCCAGCUGCAACCCAGUACUGGGAAACAUCCAUACACACUCAUUCACACACAUACACUACGGCCAAUCUAGUUUAUUCAAUUCACCUAUACACACAUGUUUUGGACUGUGGGGGAAGCCAGAGCACCCAGAGGAAACCCACAUGAACAUGGGGAGAACAUGCAAACUCCACACAGAAAUGCAAACUGAACCAGCUGGGACUUGAACCAGCGAUUUUCUUGCUGUGGGGUGACAGUGCUAGCCACUUAGCCAUCGUGUCGCAGUUGUCGCCCCAUGAUGUAACUUAAUA